Molecule: messenger RNA, 908 nt
Organism: Cataglyphis hispanica
Lineage: Eukaryota; Metazoa; Arthropoda; Insecta; Hymenoptera; Formicidae
Product: ras-related protein Rab-24-like
Exons: 4
Coding region: 390-890 (166 amino acids)
Molecular function (GO): GTP binding; GTPase activity
Source: RefSeq, a predicted model, not a curated record
UUUGUCGAUUCUUUAGAGCCAAUCACAUUCAAUUGCUAAGUGGUUUGGAGUUUGGAGUUUGUUCUAUUGAAAUUCUCAUCCCUAGUUGGCCUCGCUUCUCAUUCAUUCAGAGCAUCGAUACGGGUGGGUUUGCACCUAACCUCGUAUACAUGAUAACGCUGAUAAUCAAAUAUGAAUCGCGUAGAUUUAAAAAUUGUGUUGUUGGGUAACGCGACGGUGGGAAAAACAAGUCUUAUGGAACGAUACAUACAUGACUCGUUUAACGGCAACAGACCCUAUCAAAACUCUAUGGCAUUAUGGAAAGAAAAUUAUAGAGUAAUAUUAACAUUUACACUGAGAAUCGUCUAAAUGGAAGGGAGGGCAUCAUACAAAUUAAUGCAGUUGAAAUUAUGCCGCAGACAAUAGGCACUGUGUUUGCAGCGAAGCAAGUACAAGCGAAUGGAGUGUCUCUUGUUAUGGGAAUAUGGGAUACUGCGGGCAGUGAAAAAUAUGAUGCAAUGACUAGGACAUAUUAUCGUGGUGCAAAGGCUGCUAUAGUGUGUUAUGACAUUACUAAGUUGAGUACAUUCCAAAGAGCGAAGCAUUGGGUGAGAGAACUCAGAGACGUCGAGGAACAUUGUAAAGUAUAUCUUUGUGCUACUAAAAAAGAUUUAUGUGAUGAAGGUUUUGUAUCAGAUGAUCCAGAUUUGCAGAAUACUGUAGAAAGAUAUGCAAAAGGCACGCAGACCAAACUUUUUAUAACAUCUAGUAAGACAGGAGAGAAUGUAGACGAAUUGUUCCACGAAAUUGUACAGGAUUUUGUAUCCAAUCCAGAAAAUUUGCAACAAGUGGAAGAAGCAAUUGUUUUAACCAGAAAAUCUGAGAAAAGCUAUUGUUGUACACUGAUCUAAUAAGAUCAUUGAUAUUGA